GGCGGGGCGGCAGCGGGAGCGCGCCCGUCUUUCCCGGGCGACCGGGCGGUUUUCCGUGGCUCUGUGACUGGGCGCCCCGUUACGUAGGUUACGCAUACAGUCACUCCCGAAGGGCCUUUCGGAGCCCGCCCAGAUAGCUGCGCCCUCCCAAUACCCGGGCACCCCGAAAGCGGGGGCCGCGAUGGUACCGGGCGGGGGCUCAACGUGGAGCUGACCGGGGGCUGAGAAGUGUCGGGGCGACGCACGAAGCCCUUCCCUGCCGUCGGGGUUCCCGCCCGCCGAUUUCCAGCCGUCAGGGUCACGCCUCUCUCUGGACACCCUGAGCACCGUGUACCCCAAGCCCCGGGCCCCCUGCGGGAAUGUUCAAAAAUGAGUACCAGGGAGGUGCAUUCGUUGAAAUCUUUAGUGCCCAGGGCAAAAAUCCUGGAGCAAAAUGGAAAAUCCUUGGCAGUCCGUCUGUGAUUUGGAAAGAGUUUGAUAGAGAAGUUAAAAGUUUUGUGUUUGUCCUGGAAGGCAGCAGCCAGACAAACAAAAUUCAGUUACCUAAGGAGAAUAAGCAAAUCCUUGGACUGAUCCAGAGGUUUCUCGUACUUCAGAUUUACAUACCCCUGGGACAAGACUUCUCCACUGAGUUGCUAAUUACCGAUUUAGGGAACAUUAAAAGAAGAUUGUAUUUAUCAACGGUCCAUAAGGAACUGUCCUCAACUCCUCUUCAUGCAAAAAUCCCACUCUUCAUGAUCAAGCGCAAAAUUUGGUGCAAUCUAUGCAUAGACUUGGUAGCAUUUACCAGUGAAAUAUUCAAGGGAGCAGUUUUCCAGUCCUUGGAUGGAAUCAUUGUCUCAGCUAACUGUAAGCUGCGGAAGAUCUUCACUUUAAAAUGCAAGCCUCAAGACACUGCUGAUAAAGACGGCAUCUAUGAAUCGUACUGCUGUACUCAGUCUACAUUUCUCUUGGACCAUGUAGCCAGAUAUGGUGUUCCCUUUCCAACAGAUGAACCUACAGACAUUAUUCCACGAAGCUGCCAACUAACGACAGAUGUUCCACAAGUCACACAGCUGCUAAACAUGACUAAACUCCGCCAAACUGAAAUAAAAUUUGGAGGUCAUCCUCUAAGUUCAGCAGAAUCAGAUCAGUUCAUUAACAAGGGAACAGGUAAUGUGCGCAACAGUAAAAAUCAAGAUGUUUGUCAUAUCGCCUUUGGAUCCAGAGUUCUGGGACCACCUCCACUCUCUGGAAGAAGGAAUAACAUGAGGAUAUCCACUGAGACAGUAAGAUCCAUUGGGUCCAAAAAUAACCGAUCAGGCCAACAGUCUGUGGCCGAGGACUGUGUCAGCAGUGCAGAGAUGUCAGCCUCGCUGAUGCCGGAGUCAGAGGAGCAAGCAGAUAAAGAAAAUAUUCACCAAAUAAAGCAGACCAUACCUGUUCGUGCCGAUCUACAUGUUAUGCAUCCACAUCCCCCUCAAGAACCAUCAGCAGAUAAGAAUAAUAACAGGAGAAGAUUACGGUUAAAAAGCACCAGCAGAGAAAGGACAGAGGCACACAGCGGCAGUUCUUCAGGAAAUAACAGGAAUGAAGAUAAAGCAACAGUUGCCAUCAACAGCGGGUCCCAACAAAGCACAGAGAUGAACCCCAGCUCUCCAGCACUGCAGUCUCCCGAUCAAACAGCAGAUGAGUGGAUAUUUCCUGAACAUGAUGAUCGCAUUUCCCAUUUGGCAUCCAGCAGACGGUCUCUCCUGGAUGAAGACUCCUGCCAUGCUUCACACAUGUGGCUGGAAGCCAGCAAGGAAAGUGAACAUGGCCAACUGGCAGAGGAAACCCAGGUUGUCCCGAAGGACAUUUUCACCUUUUCAUCAAGACCACGAUCAGCGCCUCAUGGAAAAACUCAGAACACGUCCCCAGAGGGGUGCCCAUUUAUUCUGGAUCUAAAAGAGGAUACCAGCCUGACAAGGAGAGACACCGAAUCGGAGGAGGAUUUUUAUGGCCGUGACAGCAGCGAAGAGGAAUAUGACUGGAGAAACUAUCAGCCCAGCCAGAUGAGUGAAUCUGAGUUGCAAAUGCUGGCAAGCCUGCGGCGGCAACAGAAUGAAGAACUGGAGGACACAGGGGCUUCCCACGUCCUGAGUGCAUCCCAGGUUGACAACUGUAACGUCAGCAUUAGUACCAGCAGUGACGACACAACCACCUGGAACUCCUGCCUGCCACCUCCUGUCAACCAGGGUCGUCACUAUCAGAAAGAAAUGAAUCCACCUUCUCCUUCUAACCCCCGGGACUGGUUAAAUAUGUUGAGCCCACCGAUCGUUCCUCCCAGUCAACACCCAACAGACCAGCAUCUGGAUUCUUCUGGAAGCUUGAGCACUCAAGGCGAAGAAGACCCGAGUGUGGAGGAGGACGAGGAAGUGCUGACUCUGCUGUACGACCCAUGUCUGAACUGCUACUUUGAUCCCCAGACGGGAAAAUACUACGAGCUGGUGUGAAGCCUUCCUCCGGGGCCUAGAUUGGCCAUGCCCAGGCAGGGCAGGCGAGCCGUGCUGACCAUGACGUUGGCCCCACGCUGCAUGUGUCGGGCAGGCUCGCAGAAUCCAGAGUAACUGAGAGAAAUGAAGUUGUUUUGUGAAUAACGUUUGGUGUUAAGGAUGCCUACCUUCUCUUUGUAGAUGCAUGUGAUUUUAUUUUAUUUUUUUUUUGGCAGUGAAGUAAUUAAUA
Molecule: messenger RNA, 2703 nt
Organism: Lutra lutra (Eurasian river otter)
Lineage: Eukaryota; Metazoa; Chordata; Mammalia; Carnivora; Mustelidae
Gene: CFAP20DC
Product: CFAP20 domain containing
Exons: 17
Coding region: 360-2474 (704 amino acids)
Source: RefSeq, a predicted model, not a curated record